Molecule: messenger RNA, 3827 nt
Organism: Tarenaya hassleriana
Lineage: Eukaryota; Viridiplantae; Streptophyta; Magnoliopsida; Brassicales; Cleomaceae
Exons: 12
Coding region: 193-3591 (1132 amino acids)
Biological process (GO): signal transduction
Source: RefSeq, a predicted model, not a curated record
CAAAGCAUCCUCACGAGUCACGUCUGCUCUCAAGAGAAAAGACACAAUUCCACCGAAUUGUGAACAGUAUUCGUGGCUCUUCUUCCCCCUUCUAUAAUUUUUUUUUUCUCCCUUUUUGGUGAAUAUUUACGUUUUCUGUGAACAAUCAUCGUGGUUUGCGAUCGCCUACCGAUUCUCCUUUUGUGGAAAUCAAUGGCUGAAGCGGAGCGAUUGGGAGGUGGAAUCGUCCUGAGUUUUCCGGCGUACGAGGAGGACGCGUCGGUUAAUUCUUCGCCUAAGACUCUUCCCCGGCGUCUACGUCGCCGUCUCCUCGAGCCGAAGAGCUCCGUCUCCGCGAAGGACAUCGAUGCGAAACUCCGAGAUGCUGAUCUCCGGCGCCAGCAAUACUACGAGUCACUCUCAAGUAAGGCUCGGCCUAAGACGAAAAGCCCGACGAGGGCACCAGUGGAGGAUCUCAGUCAGCGACUCGAAGCCAAGCUUAGUGCUGCUGAGCAGAAAAGGUUAAGCAUUCUCGAGAAAGAGUUGGCUCGUCUGGCUAAGCUGGACGAGAUAAGGCAAGCCGCUAAAAUGGAACUUGAGCAACGUUUCAAGAAGGAGCGUGACGAGCUCGAGACAAGGGUCGAAGCACGUGUCCAAAAGGCGGCUAGGAAUAGGAUGCUUCGUCUGAAAGCCGUUGCCCAGCAAAGGGCAGCGAGGAGACAACGUGUGGCUCAGAGCUUGAUGCAGAAAGCGAUCAAGGAGAGCAGGUACAAGGAGCGUGUACGGGCAGCUAUCCAUCAGAAAAGAGUAGCUGCUGAGAGGAAGAGGUUGGGAUUGCUGGAGGCAGAAAGGAGAAACCGGUUGGGAUAUCUUGAAGCGGUUGGACUAUACCGAGUGUGUGCCAUUGCUGAUUCCAUUCUCAAUCAAAGGGAAAUGGAACGGAGGAAGAUGAAAGAUCGUCUUGAAGAUCGACUUCAGAAGGCCAAUAAGCUAAGGGCUCAAUAUUUGAGGCAAAGGAGAGGACUUGCUAGCUGUCUGCAUCAGCCGUCAAAGAUCUUGCUGAAGAAACAGGAGCGUCUUGCUAGAAUGGUGGAAAGAUGCUGGAGAAGAUUUACAAAAUACAAGAAAUCUACCCUCAUGUUGGCCAGAUCUUAUCGCAGCCUGGGAAUUGAUGAAAAAACUGUUGAAGCAAUGCCAUUUGAGUUGCUUGCUCUUCAACUCAACUCAAUUGAAGUAAUCCGGACAAUGAGAGCAUUGCUUGAGCGCUUGGAAAUGCGUUUUACUCUUUCACAGGGAUCAUCCAUGGAAAACAUCAAUAACCUUCUUAAGCACUUUGCUUCCCCGACUUCAAGAGGGAACUCACCCAAUGCCGUGAGUAAAAGUCAGCAAACAUCGGUCAAGCCCAGGAACAAAGGAUCUCAAAAACCUAAGAAGAUUGUGAGAUACCCGGCAAGAGUUCUUCUAUGUGCUUACAUGAUCAGGCGACACCCAGAUGCAGUUUUCAGGGGAAGAGGUGAGAACGAGAUUGUGUUAGCUGAAUCUGCAGCUGAUCUUAUUCGGGAGUUUGAGUUGUUGAUGAAGACUAUAUUGGACAGACCUGCAACUAUCCGACAGGACAGCACAUCUUCGGUUGCUCCUUGUCCAAAGAAUUUUAGAUCUCAGCUAGGAGCUUUUGAUGAAGCAUGGUGCUCCUACCUGCGUAGAUUUGUAGUUUGGAAAGUUCAUGAUGCUAAGCUUUUAGAGGAGGAUUUAGCCAGAACUCGCGAACCAGAGCAGCCUAUUGUGAAGAAACCCGGCCUUUCUCCAAAAGCCAGGGAGAAUGUUAUGGACCGUGAUAUGGAUGCAACCCAGAAGCAGAUCGGUGAUGAACACAAGCUCACUGGGCGGGACAUCAAUCCUGUUAUUGGCACGAACCCAUCUUCUCCGAAAUCUGAAAAUGCUAAAACUAAUGGACCAAGAGAAUCAUUGGCCUCAUCCUCAUUUUCGCCUGGCUCUUCAUCUCUUAACUCGGGCAAUGAAGGUGGUUCCAAUCCAGACAGGGCGGCUAAUAGCUUUGAUGCAGCAUUGGGUAGUGAGAACGAACAUAUUGUAAAUGAAAUCAUCCAUGACAAUAGCAGCAGUAUCGUUGAUAGCUUAAACCCUAACAAGGAGGAUAUGAGUGAUAUUCAGGUAAAAGUUAAGGAGACAAUGGAAAAGGCUUUCUGGGACAGUGUUAUGGAUUCUUUGAAACAGGCUCAGCCUGAUUUUAGUUGGGUUCUUAAACUUAUGAAAGAGGUCAGAGAUGAACUUUGUGAGAUAUCUCCUAAGGAUUUGAGACAAGAGGUUGUUCAAACUAUUGAUACCAAUGUCCUCUCACAGUUGCUGGGUUCGGGAAACGUCAACGUGGAUUAUCUCGGGAAUAUUCUGGAGUUUGCCCUUGACACUUUGCGGAAACUUUCUGCUCCAGUGGAUGAGGAAGAGAUCAGAACCACCCACGGUAAAUUAAUGAAAGAACUAAGAGAAAUGGCCGAGUCUAAAAGCCAGUCGAGUUCUUCAUUCGCAGUCUUAGUGGUUAAGGGCUUACGCUUUGUUCUGCAACGGAUUCAGGUCUUGAAGAAGGAUAUAAGCAAAGCUCGUCUGAAAACCUUGGAGCCACUUCUAAAGGGACCAGCUGGUCUGGAAUAUCUGAAAAAGGCAUUCUCCAAUUGGCAUGGUUCUCCAGAUCAAGCUUCCUCUUCCCUUCCCUUGACAAAGAAUUGGCUGAUAUCUCUACGAGGAGAGGCGGAGAACGAGUGGAAAGAGCACACUGAUUUUCUUUCUGCUCUUGAAAGCAGCCAUCCCGGAUCUUCCCGCUCCCAGGGCCUCCCUCCCACCACUAUGCGGACUGGGAGCAGCCUCUCUGCUGGAUCUCGGGUCAACUCCCCGAUACCAUCUGCAUUCUCAGGAAUCGAACUGUCGGAGUGCAAGGGAGAAACUGUGGAUCUUCUCAUUAGGCUCGGUCUCGUGAAGUUAGUGAGGGAAAUAAGUGGACUGACUUUAGAAACUCUCCCUGAGACACUGCAACUCAAUCUCUCCAGGCUGAGAGCUAUUCAGUCCCAUAUCCAGAAAAUUAUUGUCGUCUCGAUCAGCGUUUUGAUUCUUCAGCAAACCCUCGUAAGCGAGAACUCGGUCACUAACCCGGGAGACAUGGAAAUCGUUGUAUCCCGAUGCGUUCAUCGGUUUUAUCAGAUGUUAGACACCAAACCUGAUGCGGGUCUCGCAGAAAUCACUGAAACAGUCUGCCAUUUUCUCGAUGGAACCAAACCCUGUGACGAUGAUGAUGCAGAGAAGCUCGAGGCGAGGAAGCGAGUAGUGGCAAGCAUGCUGGUGAGAAGCUUACAAGCCAGAGACCCUAUAUUCUCACGAGUGGCUCAGACCGUACACACAGCCAUAAGAGCCGCCGUUCUAUCUGGAGAUAACCCAACGAGGAAGAAGGCGGUGGAAGUAACGCUCCGACGAAUCGGAGUGACCCAUCUCUCGGACAAGGUGAUUGAAGUUGCAGACUCUCUGGCUGUCGUGGCGACAGUGACACGUGGCGUCCAUGGAUCUUGGUACGAAGAACUGAUGAAGGAGAAGAACAAGACGCCGAACUGAAGGACUCUGUAUAGAAGACACUACACUAAGGUAUGGUUGGUUAUUUGUUGUCCGUACGAAAAGAUGGUGCGUUUGUAAGUAUGUGACGCGUAAAAACUUUAGUAUAUUAACGAUUUCGGACAUAGACAUAGCUUCUGUCAUAUGUAAUUAAUUAAUUAAUUAAUAAUCAUACAUAUAUAAGUGUUGGGAGCGAAUAAUGUGUCCCCUCCUAACCGGAAUCUCCGGUUUUAUGUACC